AUGCAUAUAAAUUUUUUUUUCUUAAUAUGUCUAUUUUUUUACAUUUUAUACAAUUACAAAUUUUUAAUAAAAGGAAGUUUAAGAAUAUUACCAUCAAAUAAUUUAAUAGAUGGUAUAACAAUUCAUUUAACAUAUAAAUUUAUAAAAUACAAGGUCUAUGCUAGGGGAAUAUAUUUAAAUGUAAACUUUGAAUCUGUAAAUUCUGUUAAGAGCUUAAUAGAGAAAUAUAAAAAUAUAAGAAAUUUAUAUUGUAAUUUAAAUAAAAACAAUGAAGAAGAAAUAAUUGAUGGAGAUAUAUUAACAACAAAUAAUUGUGUUAUUUUUAUAAAUAUUAAAUACAAAGAUCAUUUAAAGAAUAUUUAUCAUCUUAUGGAAUAUCUAAAUUUAAAUACAAGUGCAACUGCGCUAAUAUUUAUAUGUGAUAACUUUUUGUAUGAAAAUGAAAUAUAUAACCCUCAUGAAGAUUUAAACUUAACAAUAAUUCAACCAAGUAUAUUAACAUAUUUGAUAUCUUAUGACUUAAUAUCAAAUUAUGAAAAAAAAAACUUUGAUGAAUAUACUUUUGAAUUAUAUUGGGGAGUAAACAAAAAAACUGAUAUUGUUCAUAUUGUUUAUCAUUUAGAUUUCGGAAAAUAUUUUAAUUACUCUUUUUUUAUUUAUAUGAAACGUUUUUUUUUAGAAUUGAAGAAUCAUUUAACUUAUGAAAUUCAAUUUAGCAUACAUAAAAAUUUCACCAUUGAGCCUAGAUUUUGCUUUAUUAGAGAUUCUUCAUAUUGCAUUAGUAAACCUGAUUAUAUAAAUUCAAAUGUAGUUCGAGAGGUUGUGGAACAACAAGUUAGAAGUUUAUGCAUUUAUGAAUUAACUUUAAUUGAUGAUGAUGAAUUUCAAGAAAAUUCAAUUGAUAAUAAAAACAUUCUUCUUAAAAAAAAUAAUAAUUAUAAUUUAUCUAAUUCAAAUGAAACAAGUUACUUGAAUUAUUAUAGUAUUACUAAAAAGGAAAAAUUAAAAGAACGAAAAAAAAAAAUGUUCAGUGAGAUAUAUAUUCAUUAUAUAAAUGCAUUAUUUGAUUUCACAUUUGAAAAAAAAUACUGUUCUAGUGAAUCGAAUGACUUAACAAAAAAAUGCUCUGAUAAAAUUUUGUCUGUUUUAAAUGUAUCAGUUAAAGACGUUGAUAAUUGCUUUCUAAAUAAUUUUCAUACUUACAUGAAAAAUAUGAUAAAAAGUAAAUUUUACGUUUAUUCAAUAGAAAUAAACGACAAAACAUAUAAAAUUAAAUUAAAUAAAGAUAUAAGUAUUAAAUUAAUCUGUUCUGCUUUUAAAAGUAUGCCAUAUCAAUGUAAGGAUUACUUAGCAAAUCAAAUAUUUGAAAUGGAAAAUGAAAAAGAAAAUAGUGAUGCAAAUCUAAUUGCUUUUUCCUUUCUUCUUAUUUCUAUUUCAGUUCAUAUUAUAGGAUCCUUUUUAAAUUAUUUAAUCCCCAAGUUAAUUGAUGUUAACGAAAAGAAAUAA
Plasmodium gallinaceum is the source of this 1506-nucleotide messenger RNA. RefSeq names its product conserved Plasmodium protein, unknown function. The record is from RefSeq and is a predicted model, not a curated record. Lineage: Eukaryota; Apicomplexa; Aconoidasida; Haemosporida; Plasmodiidae. The transcript has 3 exons. The coding region runs from base 1 to 1506 and encodes 501 amino acids.